Messenger RNA from Podarcis raffonei (Aeolian wall lizard), 1904 nucleotides. RefSeq names its product RAD9 checkpoint clamp component B (gene RAD9B). The record is from RefSeq and is a predicted model, not a curated record. Lineage: Eukaryota; Metazoa; Chordata; Lepidosauria; Squamata; Lacertidae. The transcript is spliced from 11 exons. Gene Ontology annotation, cellular component: checkpoint clamp complex. Gene Ontology annotation, biological process: DNA replication checkpoint signaling; cellular response to ionizing radiation; DNA repair. Bases 161 to 1297 code for a protein of 378 amino acids.
CCUCGUGACCUCUACGCCUUCCCCGUUUUUUCUGGCUCCGUCUUCCCUCAGAGUGGUUUUCCCGCCUUUUUUGCGAGCGGCUCGUGAGGCGACGCUGAGGGGGGCGAGGCGGGAAAGGCGCUUUUGCUCCGCUUUUUGCGGUCGCCGCCGUCGCCUCGCCAUGAAGUGCGGCUUCGGGGCUGCGGGUGUUCGAGUAUUUGGAAGGGCCAUACAUGCCAUAGCACGGAUCAGUGAUGAAUUUUGGUUUGAUCCUACUGAAAAAGGACUUUCCCUCAGGUCAGUGAAUUCUUCUCAGUCAGCCUAUGCCUGUGUCUUUUUUUCAUCCAUCUUCUUUCAUCACUAUUCCUGUAGAAAUACGCCUGAAUUGGGUUUGAAUAAAAAUCACACACACCUUGCAUACAAAUUAGUAAUAAAGGCUGUCCUACCUAUAUUUCGGUGCUUAAACACAGUGGAAAGAAACAUAGAGAAAUGCAACAUCUAUACAAACUUUAAUGACUGCCAUGUUGUUUUUCAGCUUUUCUGCAAACAUGGUGUUGUGAAAACUCAUAACUUAGCUUUUCAAGAAUGUCAACCUUUGCAAGCUGUGUUUGCAAAGCAUUUGUGCCCCAAUGCAAUGAAGAUUCAAUCAAGGCAGCUGUCUGAUAUACUGAUUCAUUUUCCAACCUGUCAAAAUGAAGUAACUGUAGCUGUAACUCCAGUAAAAGUUUCUUUCAAGACUUACACUGAUGAGGAAAUGGAUUUUGCAAAGGCAAUGCACACUGAGAUACAUAUCAAUCCAGAAGAAUUUGAAUACUUUCAGGUUGGAGUAGACACUGAAGUCACAUUUUGCCUUAAAGAGCUAAGGGGACUUCUGACUUUUGCAGAAGCCAUCACUGCUCCAGUCUCUAUUCAUCUUGAUGUUUCUGGAAAGCCAGUUGUUUUCAGCAUUGAGGAUAUGCUCAUAGAAGCCAGUUUUGUUUUGGCUACCUUAGCAGAUACUGAAGGCAAGACACCGUCUCAUGAAUCGCCUUUGCUUUCCAAAUGCCAGAAAAGGAACCCUGCACUAAAGAGGAGCAAUAAAGACCCCAUAAUCUCCAGCAGAAACACUAGCAAGACAGAAACAGCCACAGCUACAGCAAAUGGCUUCACCAUUACGGAGGAAGAAGCAGUGCCACCUGAUCUGGAUUAUAAGUUCCAUUCCCUAUUCUUCGGGGCGGUUUCAUCCAAGGAACAAGAUAUAACUCGUGUAUUCCACACUUUGGCAACAGCAAGCGACACAGAAGAUUUUAGCAAUGAACAACUCUCCCCAACUUUUUAGUAGUGACAAAGUAUCAAUCUGCCAACUCUGAUGGUCGCCAAGGAAUGUGUGUAUGUUCAGCGUUCAGGCAAGCUGAGCUUCUGCUCAUUUUAGGUGUUUUUGUGUACUCUGUUGUAGUCCACUGUUUCAUAAUGCAGGCAAUGGCAGUUUUGCACGGGGGUUAUGUUCCUGACUCCCACACGUGUCGGUGGAGUGCAAGUAAGCCCGCUCUACCCCCAUUCGCCCUUUCCAGCCACUUCUGGGUUGUGACAAUGUACGUUUGCAUGGUCAGGCAUGCAUUGAACACACUUAAAAUGGUCAUUGCCUGUAUUUUAAAAAAACUAGAAGCUUUUGGAUGAAUUUUUCUUCAAGUUAUCACAACUGUAAUUUUAUGAGAUUUACUUCUCAGUUAAGCCAAGCAUAUCAGAGGGAACCAAAGCCAGUUAGUAUACACACAUAUUGCAGUAAUGUUGAUGUUUGAUUGAUUUAUGACACAGGAGAACUUAAGACAAAUGACUGGUUGCAAAAAUGGCAUACAUCCAGUUUCAUUCUCCUGCUCCUUCUAAACGAAAUUGUGCAAGAUUAACUAGCAAUAAACUGGUUUUAGCUCAAGUCUAUUAGAAAAACA